This is a messenger RNA of Sinocyclocheilus rhinocerous, 7000 nucleotides long. RefSeq names its product pleckstrin homology-like domain family B member 1. Lineage: Eukaryota; Metazoa; Chordata; Actinopteri; Cypriniformes; Cyprinidae. The transcript has 25 exons. Gene Ontology annotation, cellular component: basal cortex. The record is from RefSeq and is a predicted model, not a curated record. Gene Ontology annotation, biological process: regulation of microtubule cytoskeleton organization. The coding region runs from base 203 to 4963 and encodes 1586 amino acids. Gene Ontology annotation, molecular function: protein binding.
AGCAUGGGCUAGGAACUUACAUGGUCACAUGGGAUUUUAGGAUCAGUCUGAGAUUCAUUAAAAACAUUUUAAUUAUUUACGAAGGAUUACGUUUUUGGAGUUAAUGAUUUGUGAGUUUGCUGGAGGUCAGUGGCAUGUAUUGCUCUGUAUCUCAGUAUGAAAUAGGCCAUUCGUUCAGGUUGGCUAAUGAGGAGUACGACAUAUGCUGAACGUUCGGGAUACCAAGAUACAGCAGCAAAGCGUCCACCAUCUGGAUUCUAAUAUGAUGCUCAAGAAGGUCCGAUUUCAGGAUCCUCAUGUCCCGGAGCGAGUAAGUGAAAACACGUUGGUCAUGGAUAGUUUGAACCAAAAUCUUACCAUUGGACACCAGUCUCAUCAAGUGCUCCAGAGCACUCCACUGGAUUUGAUUGAGACUGGGAAAGCCCUGAAGGUCCAAGCAGAGCGCCCCCAUUUGGUUAGUCUAGGAAGUGGCCGUCUCAGUACAGCCAUCACCCUCUUACCCCUGCCUGAAGGCAAGACCACUCUGGGUCACGAAACCAUGGACAUCAACAUCCAGGGCCCAGGGAUCGCAGCUCAGCACUGCUUUAUCGAAAACAAGGCAGGACUCAUCACUCUGCACCCCUGUGGAAAUCAGUGUAGCAUGGACGGACUGCCGGUCACCAAACCUGUGCGCCUGUCUCAAGGCUGUAUGCUGUGUUUCGGCCAAUCCGCCUUCUUCCGUUUCAACCACCCUGAGGAGGCUUUCCGAAUGAAAAGCAUGAUGCCUGAGGGAGGACAGACAGCCAGUGUGAAAAACUGGGCCCACACAGAUUCCGAGAACCUGGUCAAUGGGAACCACUCGUCAGGAGUGCCAAAAUCUCACUUGGUCUCCAACGAGAGAGUGCGCCCUGAGCACAGUGCCAUCGUCAGUUCCAUUGAGAAAGACCUUCAGGACAUUAUGGACUCAUUAGUCAUGGAUGACCCUCAGCCCUCUUCCUCCGAGUCAAAGAAGCCCUCUGGUCAGCCCAUCUCCCAGUCUCCCUUGUCCCCCAUGUUAAAUGGAGGGGGGCGCUUCCUUCUCUCACCCCCAAUGAGCCCUGGUGCUAUGUCUGUGGGCUCCAGUUAUGAGAAUACCUCCCCUCCUUUCUCUCCUCUCUCAUCCCCAUCAGCUGCCAGCAGUGGCAGCUACACCAGUAUUUCUCCGAGUGGUUGUCAGGACCAGCUUCACACGCUUCCUCCUGUACCAGUGAGGUCUUCUAGUUACAAUUACAUCAGCCAGCCACCCAUACCUCAGCCACGGACCAUACUGCCAAGCUAUUCAGGUGGUAACAGUGGGUCAAAGGUGCCUGAGAGUCCCAGACUCCAGCGAAAGGCUCUUUUAGAAGCACCGCCAAGCCCAAAGCCAAGUCGUAGGGGGUUGAACCAAGACAGCUCGGUGGCUAAAACCCCAGACAGCCCCAUACAGACUCACAUUCUGCCCUCAGUCUCCAUCUCUAUUGCUCAAACUGAUUACCCAUCUGUCAGUCGGGUUCCAGUUCCAGGCAGUCCCAGACUGACCCCCAAAUUCUCCACUGCAUCCCCAUCCUCCUCACCUUCUAGCCUUAGAACCAAAACUGCCAUUGUUCUACAGGAUCGGCCCUCAAGUCCUUUCCGGGAGCAGCCUCAGCCAGAUCGCUCCUUGACCUCUAGCCCCUCUAACCAGCUCUCCCCACCCUCACGAUCUUUCCAGCCCCCUUUGGACCCCAUUGUCCACAUCAUUCAGGGUGGACCUCCACACCCGCAUCCUCGCACAUUGCAGCCUCCAGAAAGUCCGCGGCUGGCCCGCAGGAACCUUGAAGGGAGUAGCAUGAGGGAGCUUCCCCCUCUUAGCCCCUCCAUAGCUCGCAGGGGGGUUCCUGUGCUCCCUGGAGCUCUACCAGGAACCCUGCGGACUCCAGAGAGUCCAUCCCCAAGAAUGGUGCCAGAGAGUCCCAGACUCAGGCGGAAAGCAGGGUCUCCUACAGAAGAACCAUUCAGCCCUCGUGGGAUACGUGCUCGUAGUCCUUCACCCACUUCUGGACUGAUGGGGGAAGGCAAUGGAUGGAAGGGCAGUUUUGGGAACUCGCUCUCUUCUGCCUUUAGCCUGGGUUCUCUGCCUGGGUCAUCGCCCCGAUCCAGUCCCAGGAGCCACAGAAAGAUGUCAGCGGGCCACAGGGACCUCCGGAUGCCUCACCCUGGUAUGAGGGAGCGCAAAAAUAGCAUCACAGAGAUCAGCGACAAUGAGGAUGACCUUCUGGAGUACCACCGGCGCCAAAGAGAAGAACGACUCAGGGAGCAAGAAAUGGAGAGGCUGGAACGGCAGCGGCUGGAAACAAUCUUGAACCUCUGUGCCGAGUAUAACAAGGGAGACGGGCCGGCGGGAGAUCUGGGGCUUGGCUCAAGGGACGGGCUUAACGUCAGACGUCCUUCCUUGGACAGUGUGAGCAGUGCUUCCCUAAGGGUGACGCAGAGACAUCGUCAAAGCCAAGAGGAGAACCUGAAGGAGGACAGCAGUAACACUGAGAGUGCACAGCAGGACGGACGGACCCCACCAGCUCUGCUAAAUGGACAAAAUGGACAGGCAGAGGACUCUCUGGGAUCGGGCAGCGUUGGCCGUCUGGAACUGGGAUACCUGGAGGAGGAGCGGGUUCGAGUGCUGGCAAAGGUAGAUGAGCUCAAAGCUCGAAUCACAGAACUGGAGCAGCAACUUCAGGAGUCCAAACAGGAGGCGGAGAUGGAAAGAGCUCUGCUGCAGGGAGAAAGACAGGCCGAGCUGGAGCAAAUUGAGGCUGAGACAGAGAUUAUCAACCAGCUGCAGCGCAAACUCAGUGAACUGGAGAGCACCAUUCAGAGAGAGAAAGACAAGGAGAAGGCUAAUGUUGAGGCGGAGCGGGAAGCCCUGAAGAGGCUUCAGGAUGAGUACAAUGAGUUGACGAGCCAGCUUCAUAACUGCCCUGAGUCUCUGAGGGAGCAGUUACAGGAACAACUCAAGAGGGAAGCUGAGACCAUUGAGGUUGCAACUAAGCAGUUUGAGGACUUGGAGUUCCAGCAGUUAGAGAAGGAGAGCAGUCUAGAGGAGGAGCGCGAGACCAUCACCCAGCAGCUGCUGCAGGACAGAGCUCAGUACCACAGCAGCAUCACCAAAAGAAAGGAAAAAGUUGUGGCAUUGGAAAGCCAGGCCAGUCAGUUGGGAAUACAGGCCACUCAGGAGUGUGAGAGACUGGCCAAGGACAGAAGUAUGACCUUGCAACUGCUACAGAAGGAAAAGGAAAGGCUAGCUAAUCUGGAGAGAAGAUACCAGAGUUUAACUGGUGGAAAGACGUUCCCCAAAAGCUCCAACACUAUAAAAGAGGAUGUGCUUCACAUCAGCGAGGCUGACCUGUUAGACGAUGACCACCCCUACUCCUCCCCCUUUCAUGCUUCCUCAUUCCACUCAUAUCCCAUGGUGCCUCAGGAGGAGUACUUGAAGCUGUCGGAUGUUUAUAAGAUGUAUGGGAGUGAUUGCCAUGACAUCCAGCUCACCAACGCUUCCUCACACGGCCUCUCGCUUGCCCUUGACCCAGCUGUAACUGCCCCCCGUGAGGAGUAUGUGACCGUCGGCCAAUUAAACCAGAUCUAUGGGAUGCCGAAGGUGGAGUCUUCCCCUACCUCACCCAUCCAAUUACUUCAGUCUUCUCUCGCAGACUCCGCCUUCUCCUACCUCCCUUCCCCUCACGGCUCUUUCCUCUCUCUCUCCUUCGAGUGUCAGUCGGACUGGGGCAGGCUUCAGAUGCCCGCUCUAGAUUUAGAGUGCUGGUACCAGGAGGUAAUGGCAGCUGGAGAUGCAAACCAUCUCUGCCCUCCUCCUCCCCUCCCGGCUAAAGCUUUCUCAUCACGCAAGCCUGCGCAGGUGUACCGCUCUCGACUGGACAGUGAUGCAAGCCAAUCAUCACUGAGACCUAAAAUCAGCGCUGGUCUGUCCCCCACAUACACUACGGCUACACUGGGACGCAACACUCCUGCCAGGAGUCCUCUGAUGGUAGCCAACAGCACCGGGAGUCUCCCACGCAACCUGGCAGCCACCCUGCAGGACAUUGAGACCAAAAGACAGCUGGCUCUUCAGCAGAAAGGCCAGCAAGUGAUUGAGGAGCAGCGGAGGCGUUUGGCCGAGCUGAAGCAGAAAGCUGCAGUAGAGGCUCAGUGCCAGUGGGAGGCGCUACAUGGCUCUCAAACGCAGAUCAACAGUCCCUUUUCUUCAACCUCGGGGCCAGUCGUGCACCACUCUUGUGAGUGUGUGCACAGUGCCAGUGGUAUGGAUGCGUUGAAGAUUGAGGAGAUGGAGAAGAUGUUGAAAGAGGCACAACUGGAGAAAGCUCGACUCAUAGAGUCCAGAGAACGAGAGACUCAGACCCGUAAACUCAUGCUAGAGGAGGAGAGAAGAAGAAGAGAGGAGGCGGAGAAGAGACUGCAGGAGGAGACGAUACAUAGACAGCAGCUGAUAGAGAAGGAGGUGAAGAUGAGGGCCAGAAACUUCUCUCAGGCCCGCCCGAUGACCCGAUACCUGCCCAUUCGCAAAGAGGAGUUUGACCUCCGUUCCCACAUCGAGUCUUCAGGUCACAGUGUGGACACGUGCUACCACGUGAUUCUCACCGAAAAGAUGUGCAAGGGCUAUCUUGUCAAGAUGGGAGGAAAGAUCAAAUCCUGGAAGAAGCGCUGGUUCGUCUUUGAUCGCCUUAAAAGGACGUUUUCCUACUACGCCGAUAAACAUGAGAGCAAAUUGAAGGGCGUCAUCUACUUCCAGGCUAUCGAGGAGGUUUACUAUGAUCACCUGCGCAGUGCCACAAAGAGCCCCAACCCCUCCCUGACCUUCUGCGUGAAGACCCACGACAGACUGUAUUACAUGGUGGCCCCGUCCGCAGAGGCCAUGAGGAUAUGGAUGGAUGUGAUAGUGACAGGAGCCGAGGGCUACACGCAGUUCAUGAACUGAGACAAAACCCACUAUACGGAAUAAUACGGAAACUAUUCGGCAGGGAGACUUCAAAUGACCCAGACCUGUUAUUCCCAACGAGAGGAAAAACUUUAUUUUGUUACUUCCUUUUUUUCUUCUUCUCGAGUUUCCUGAAGAUGUUAUAUAUUCACUCAGAUGCAGAGACAGAUAUCCACCAGAGGCUUUCCACGUCUGCCUGGAUUGAAAAAGGGAGAAGACGAAAAGACCCAGUGAACCAAACCUGCAGGUGGUGGCUCACUCACCAUCGACGAAAAUGCCUUUUUGCCGUCAGAGAUAUUUUUCAGUUGCAGCUCAGUUUAUCUUGUCUGGAUGCGCAGAAACGUGACUUUCAUUUGUAAAGUUUGUCCCACGAUUUGUCUUUUCAAACGUAAUGGGAAAAAUGCCAAAUGCCAUCAAGCCAUUCUGGAAUAGUAUUGCCCUGCAUACUUGAUGGGAUUGACUGACCCGGAAUGACUAGAGGAUAUAAAUGAACUGCAGUACAUUUAAAUGAUGUUUUAAAUUAAAUGGAGCAUUACAUUCACAUUUAAAGAUCCGAUGUCACAGAAACAAAGGCUUAAUUCACCAAAGCUCACCUACCAGCUCAGGAGUCUAUAUUUAUUAUAGAGGGACAUCAGCGACUCCUGUCCAACUUUAUCCCACUGUGUCUCUGUGUUCCCAGCUCAUUCUUUUAGAUGCAGAACCACAAAUGCAUGCACACACACACACACACACACCACGUACAACAGUAGAGUCUAUUUGCCAAGUCCUGACAACUUGAUAUUGUGAUUCGACUCCCUAGGGAGGCAGCCAUCACCUAUCACUGCCAGCCUACGAGAGUUUGGAAUUAUUGCCACAAACAAGAGAAAAAUAAACAACAUCAUAAUCAUGCAGUGCCUUGAUAAUGACCCAUAUUUGUCACUUUUAGUAUCUGAAAUAUUACACUAGUGAAAAAUACUGUAGCUGGAAUCACAGUUAAGGUGCGGCCACAUUAAUGAAAUUUUAAGAGUAAAAAAAGUCGAUUGUCAAUUGUAUAGUGAUGUAUAAAGCACAGCUCACACAGAAGUCACGUUCAAAACAAGCAAGUUUUCCGGCUUUCAAUGCAGCGAAUUUGAAUCGGUUUAGAAAUCUGCUUUGGAAAUUCUUUUGUCAUCAUCGAAAUUCCAGAUUGCAUGGAUGCCUAUUGAAAUUCGCCUGGAUUUCACCUGCGAAAAUUCACAGAACAACAGUAAAUUAGUGCAAAUUUUGUGAAAAUUACACAGGCAAAAAAAACAAUUCAAUUGUCUACUGUCAGUAGUGUAGCGGUGUUGGUCAGCAUGAUGAAUUCACUUAGCCGACUUGAAUAAGUUUCGAAAUCUGCAUUGGGAAACCUCUCGCCAUCAUGCGAAAUUCCCAAUUACACUGAUGCCUAUUGAAAUUCGCCUGCCAAAAUUCACUGACCAACAGUAAAUUAGUGAAAAGUUUGUGAAAAUUGCGUAGGCUGUCAAUAGUGUAGUGAUGCAUGAAGUACAGCUCACACAGAAGUCAAGCCAGGAAGCAUUAUGUUGGUUGAAUUCAUGUGACCAUCUGAACCCGUGGCGAAAUCUGAAUGAGAAAUCUUUCAUUGUCACGCGAAAUUCCCAAAUACAUGGGUGCCUAUUGGAAAUGACUGGAUUUUGUCUGCAAACAUUUGCUAAACAUCAGUAAAUUAGCGAAAAUUGGCAAAAAAUUGGCAAAAUUUCUAAAGGCAAAAGAGGUCAAAUGUUUACGGUCUAUAGAGUAGCGAUGCAUCAAGCACAGCUCGCACGGAAGUCUUUUUUUAAACCAAGCAGCUUUAUGUUGGCUGAACUCACAUGACCAGCUGAACCUGUUGCGAAAUCUGGGCAGGGAAAUCUUUCGCCGUCACACGAAAUUCCAGAACAUGUGGAUUCCUAUCGAAAUGACUGGAUUUCGCCUGCAAAAAUUCACAGAGCAACAAUAAAUGUGACCGCACCUUUAUUCCAUGUGAUACAUAGUGGGUUUUACUGUUCUAAGAGAUUGUGAACAGACACGUACUGUAAU